UGUCCCUGACGCACAGUGGACACAAGGAAGGAAAUAAUAACAAAUACACAUUUUCCAGCGUCUAUGAUUUCAGGUGGACUGUACAUUUUGCGUGCUGGAUUCAAUCUUUGCCGAAGUUCCAGUAAAGUCUCAUGGUACUGCACUAAGAGUCACCGAUGUGUUGUGUCUGAUACUGUGCAUGAAAUGGCGGAAUCAGAGCAACAGCAACCUGUGCCCAGCGAAGAUAGAACUGCAUCAGGUCCCUGUGCAGGAGAAUGGAAACUGCAGCACCUGAAGGGAGACCUCUUCUCCUGCCACCCGGAGGAGUCUCUUGCCCACUGCAUCAGCGAGGACUGCCGCAUGGGAGCGGGCAUCGCCGUCCUCUUCAAGAAGAAGUUUGGGGGCGUAGAGGACCUGAAGGCUCAGAAGAAGCUGACAGGAGAGUGUGCAGUGCUGAAGAGGUCUCAGCGAUAUGUCUACUACCUGAUUACAAAGAAGAAGUACUGCCAUAAGCCCACCUAUGACAGCCUGAGGAAGAGUCUGGUGGCCAUGAAAGCCCACUGUCUGCAGAAUGGAGUUGCCAAAAUAUCCAUGCCAAGAAUUGGCUGUGGUCUAGACCGCCUGGUGUGGGAGAAGGUGGAGGUGAUGCUGGAGGACGUCUUCCAUGACACAGACAUCGGCAUCACUGUCUAUACACUCUGAGGGUAAUGUCGUAUCUAUCACAGGGGUGGGGAACCUAUGUCUCGAAGGCCGGAGGGCUGUUGUAAAGGUGGCUGCCUUCAAUAUUGGCACAAAAUGCAGGGGGACAUCCUGAUUUGUGUUCAUAGUACAGCCCUUGGGGGACUUUUGUGGCCCUUGGAGGAAUUUGAAGUGGCCCCAUGAAGGUAAAAAAGGUUCCCCACACCUAAUAUACCAGAGCGAUCUUAGCUGUUCGAGAAGCUCCCAUGAUUUGGGCUUAAUUGGGUACUGGAGCACUUCUAGCUGGGAUGAAGAUAACUACCUCAGAAGAACAUGUGUUGACUUUUGAUCUCCUAGCUGCAUAUUGCACUAUUGCAACCCUGUAAAAUGAGGGACUUCACACUUCAAACUGUAUCCCUGUUUUGAUACAGUUGUGACCAAAAUUAUCAAAACCAAUUCAAAGUUAAUAUUUUGUACUUUUUUGUUUUAUUCUGGGGACUGAUAUGAUUUGGUAGCUGGAGUAGGCCUACAAGGGAUAAAUACUGAUGAUGUAAACUUGUCAUUUGCGUGUUUUCAAACGCUCAUAAUUUCUAUGCGUGUGUGUGGCUGUAGAUGGUAGAUGUUUAGGAAGAAGCUAAAAGAAGUUAUUGUGGGGCAAAAGCAUUGUGUAUUUUUCUACAUUAAAACUGUCAACCUUGA
Messenger RNA from Engraulis encrasicolus (European anchovy), 1356 nucleotides. RefSeq names its product O-acyl-ADP-ribose deacylase 1 (gene oard1). The coding region runs from base 64 to 681 and encodes 205 amino acids. Gene Ontology annotation, biological process: peptidyl-glutamate ADP-deribosylation. The transcript has 6 exons. The record is from RefSeq and is a predicted model, not a curated record. NCBI's taxonomy places the organism in Eukaryota, Metazoa, Chordata, Actinopteri, Clupeiformes, Engraulidae.